CAGAGCGACCGAUGCCGUGAUACAGAACAAUCGCAGUUCACUGGAAAUCGGCCAAUACUGUUGAGGCGCAGCAGGCCAAAAGGCAUGCAACUUCGUGGAUGUGAGAUGGAAGCACGCCUAGCUCGUAGUUGCUAGCUUGCCCUACACCCACUGAUACGUUCCGUGUUUGAUUUCAAGAAGAAAGGAAAAGAAAAAAAAAGGCACAGAAAAGCAGCAUGCCGCCCAAGAACAAAAAGUGCUCCAUUUGCGGCACGAACAGCACCGCCCGCUGGAUCAUACUGAGCCGGAAGACGCUCUGUGACGGGUGCUAUGACGUGCAGUGCAAUCCGCCGCUGGAACCGCGGCAGGAGGACGGGCCAGAUGAGCCGGUGGCCGGACCGAGCGGGCUGGGCCGGAAGAGCGAAACGAUCCUCGCGACCGGCCCGGUCCAGAGCAAUCCGGCCGACGAUGGGAUCUUUCUGAAGCCAACGUUCAUCCCGCCGCGCCCGGCCAAGAUUGCGCGGCAGAACAGCGCCACCCUCGACAGCGCCUCCACAAACAGCGCCAGCAGUAGUAGCAGCAGCACCACUACCACCACCAGUACCACCGCCAACAGUGCCACCCACAGCAGCUCGCGUUCGUCAACGCCGUCGAAGGCGGCCAGUCGAAAUAAGGCGCGCAAAUCGUUCCCGUCGAAACCGAAGCUGACGGACGAAACGAAGCGCCCCAAAUCGGUGCCGAAAGUGUUUCACAAUGACUACUGGUACGAGGUGGGCGACAUUGUUUCGCUGGUCGACACGAAGGACAACACGUACUACGCCCAGAUACGGGCGCUCGUGGUCGACGUGUUCAACGAGAAGCACGCGAUCCUGACCUGGCUGGUGCCGACCACGGCCAGCCCGCCCCCGAACGAGGGUUUCGAUCCGGCCACCUACCACAUCGGGCCGGACGAGGACAAGAUGCGCAACCUGAGCGAGAUGCAGUUCGUGAUGCACGCGCCGAGCGGCUACUACCUCAACCGGUGCGAUCCGUACCCGCGCAAGUACGUGACCGGACCGGUCGAGCGGGACGGCCGGUCGACUGAGGCGCCGCUGUACGAUUGGGCCAACAUCUGCCAGCUGCACCUGGGCGAACGGCCGGUUGGCAAGUAGCGAGCGGUGCGCGGUAAGGUAUUUUGGGGUUUGCGGGUCGUGGUAAACGGUGGGAGAAAUGGUAACUGUUUUUGUGCCGUCCUGGUCUAACCAAAAUGAGACGAAGCAAGCGGGAGGUUGGGGGGGGGGGGGGCUAGAUGAUUGAAGUAGUGUGAAGUAACGUAACAGACCGUAUUUUUUUUUAGACGAAUGCAUUUAGGAGAACUUUGCUGAUCGUUACGGUUUUCAAUCGGCACAUCGGUGAGCGGAAUUAUUUGCUUCGAUUAUCGAAGCCACACUUGACGAACAGCUUUUUUUUUUAUUUUGCUAAUAAUUUUAAUUCAUUUUGAGGGUUUGUUACAUAUGUAUCGUUUUUGUUUAGCAGUACAAAACAAUCAAAAAACAAUUGUGUCGGUUGCAGCAACACACAGACAGGCCCGAUGAGCAGUAACGCUGAGCUAUAACGACUUUUUUAUAGGAUUGCGUUUGGUUUUGUAGCGCCACAAGUCGCGGCGGACAGCGUUUGACAGCUCACAGCGUAGGGGAGCGAUGACGUUUAUACCUCAUGUGCGGUUUACAUUGAACGGCAGCCGCGGGUUUUUUCACUUUGCAUUUUGCACUGCACUGUCCCAGUAGGGAAGUAUUAUUUAAGAACGUUUCGUCAAAACUUUGAUAGCGUGUAGGCAAACGCCGCGGUUGUUGAACUAUACUGUACGGUACGAAAAUCGAACGACACUGUUGCUUAGUAAGGAGAAAUAACGUGUACAGAAAUGGUCGCGCACACACUCUAGUGGAUAGGAAAAUAGGUGCGAAUUAAUUAGGAACAACGGAGCAACGGAGCUAAACUCCAACCAAGCGUCAGGGUGUAGAACUCUAACACGAAUUUAUUAUUUUACCGAUCAUAAUGAACUCUUGUUAAAAUAUUACGCUCAUCGUGACAGAGUUAUUAUUCAAGCUGUAACGCAGGAAACAUUUCACGAAGCGUUACGAAAUAUUUCAAUAUUUCGAAUUAUGUCGACUGUUGAGGAAAUGGUGAAAUGGAAUGCGCGCGCCUUUGGGGAAUCAUA
Anopheles merus is the source of this 2176-nucleotide messenger RNA. RefSeq names its product GATA zinc finger domain-containing protein 1-like. Gene Ontology annotation, cellular component: nucleus. Bases 216 to 1130 code for a protein of 304 amino acids. The record is from RefSeq and is a predicted model, not a curated record. The transcript is spliced from 3 exons. NCBI's taxonomy places the organism in Eukaryota, Metazoa, Arthropoda, Insecta, Diptera, Culicidae. Gene Ontology annotation, biological process: chromatin organization.